This is a messenger RNA of Thamnophis elegans (Western terrestrial garter snake), 4021 nucleotides long. It is a transcript of the gene TCF12, whose product is annotated as transcription factor 12. Lineage: Eukaryota; Metazoa; Chordata; Lepidosauria; Squamata; Natricidae. The transcript has 17 exons. The coding region runs from base 201 to 1964 and encodes 587 amino acids. The record is from RefSeq and is a predicted model, not a curated record. Gene Ontology annotation, cellular component: transcription regulator complex. Gene Ontology annotation, biological process: regulation of transcription by RNA polymerase II. Gene Ontology annotation, molecular function: protein dimerization activity; DNA-binding transcription factor activity, RNA polymerase II-specific; RNA polymerase II cis-regulatory region sequence-specific DNA binding.
GAAAAUGGCAGCCUUCUUGGAAAAAGCUCAGAUAUUUCAAUAGCUCUGGAGAAACUGAAACAUGAGGCGGGUUUUAUAGAUCCUCCUUCCUAUGGUGAUCAGUUGAGUGACGGACAAUUAGAACCCAGUGAGGAUUAUCUGCAACUCCUUUCCUGAAUUCAAAUCUGAUAGGAAAAGCCUCUGAGAAGAGUCAGUUGCCAAUGUUUGGUCGAGAUGCCGGGCUCUCAGGCUGCCAGACAAGUCUGCUUCGGUCUGACGUUGGUGUUGGAAGGCCAGAGCCCCUGGCUUGCUCAGGAAAAACUGGAACACCCCAUUAUCCGUUUUCCUCUGCAAAUCCACGAAGAAGGCCCCUCCGUGAUUCAUCUUCCCUUGAUUCUCUGCAGACAAAAAAAGUAAGGAAGGUCCCUCCUGGUUUGCCGUCUUCUGUCUAUGCACCUUCUCCUAAUUCAGAUGACUUUAAUAGAGACUCUCCGAGUUACCCAUCUCCUAAAGCACCCAGCAGUAUGUUUGCUAGCACUUUCUUGUUACAAGAUGGGACCCACGUUGCUCCUGAACUUUGGAGCCCCUCCCAUGGAGUGAGCCAGUCGGCUUAUGGUGGAAUGCUGGAAAGUCCUUCUCACCUGUCGCCCUCCGGUAGUUACGGCAGCCGGCAUCCCCACGAGCGCCUGAGUUGUCCUCCUCCUCCAGCUUCACCAACAGAUGGAAGCACUAGCCUUCCACCAAUGUCCAGCUUUCACCGGGGCAGCAACUCAUUAUAUGCCGCUGCCGCCACCACCUCUCAUACUCCACCAGUCAACGGAUCAGAGACCAGUGUGCUUGUUCAUAGAGGGAAUCCUGCUGGAAGUGCACAGACUGGGGAUGCCCUGGGAAAAGCUUUGGCCUCUAUUUAUUCUCCUGACCACACUAGUAAUAGCUUUCCUUCAAAUCCUUCAACACCUGUUGGGUCACCAUCAUCUCUCACAGGUGCUGGUCAAUGGUCAAGAACUGGAGGACAAGCCCCCCCAUCUCCAAGCUAUGAAAAUUCUUUACAUUCAUUGAAAAAUCGAGUUGAGCAACAACUUCACGAGCAUUUGCAAGAUGCUAUGUCCUUCUUAAAGGAUGUCUGUGAGCAGUCCCGGAUGGAAGAUCGCCUGGACAGACUUGAUGACGCCAUCAACGUGCUGAGAAACCACGCCGUGGGGCCUGCAGUGAGCCUGGCAGGGGCCCACGGAGAGAUGGAGGGCUUAUUGCGGCCAUCCCACAAUAGGCCCAUUAGCACGUUGAAUGCCACUUACGGCACAUCCGGCCUCGUCAUAGCCAGUAGACAAGCUUCAGUGGUCAGCACACAUCGGGAAGAUGGUGCCAGCCUCAGUAGCAAUAAUUCAGGGGUGUGCAACACUGUUCCUGCCCAGAGUACAGAACUAAAUCAUAAAACCCAAGAAAGCUAUAGAGUGCUGCCCGCUGGACUGCCAACCCCGUCAGUAGCGCUGGGCCCGCUGAAAAUCAAGUUGGAGCACAAGGAGAAGGAUGAAAAUGCAGAGGAGCCCGCGUCCUCCGAUGACGAGUCCUCCCAGAAGGAUAUCAAAAUCUCCUCCAGAGGCAGGACGAGUAGCACGAACGAAGAUGAGGAGCUGAACCCGGAGCAGAAGCUGGAGCGGGAGCGGGAGCGGCGGAUGGCUAACAAUGCCCGGGAGCGCUUGCGAGUCCGGGACAUCAACGAAGCCUUCAAGGAGCUGGGCCGGAUGUGCCAGCUGCACCUGAAGAGCGAAAAGCCCCAGACCAAGCUGCUGAUCCUUCACCAGGCCGUGGCAGUCAUCCUCAGCCUGGAGCAGCAGGUCCGAGAGAGGAACCUGAACCCCAAAGCAGCUUGCCUUAAGCGAAGGGAAGAGGAGAAGGGGCCUCUUGUUUCAGCAGAGCCCCCAGCCCCCCAUCCAGGAAGCCAUCCGGCGCUUAGUGAAGCUGCCACUCCAAUGGGACACAUGUGAACAUCAACAAGGUGACCUGUUUUACGUCUGCAGGGGUGGGGGGUGGGGGGCUGGCACGGGUGUUGGUGGCAGACAGAUGGCAAAAUCCAAACACUUGUCAGUUACAUUUUGGUGUUGAGUUGAACUGCAGCAUAAGAAAACCCAGACUGUGUGUUGGAAUCUUUUACUAUUUUAGUCCAAGAUCACCAGGACGAUUUAUGAAAAGCAGGAGUCACACUCCACAAAGCGUACGGCUUUUGUUGGGCGAGGCUGCUCAGCUCUGGUGCCUCAGAAUAAGAACGGGGUCCCCGGGAAGCAGAUCCUGCAGUGCAGAAGCCAGAGUCCCCCGUCCCCCCCGUGCCCUGUGACUGUCAGUGCUUCAGAAUUGCCCUUUUAAUGUCCAGAUCAGAAUCCAGAACUUCCAUGUGGAAGAGACCAAGAAGGGGAUCUUUUCUUCACAAGGACACGCAACGUAGCAUUCAACAGGACCAUCUUGCUGGAGAAACAACCCAUCCGGAAGUGGCCCUUUGAGACCACCCCCAGCCCCUGAACAGCGAAUGAGCAGCCAGCUCUUCUUCCAGCAGGACUCCCCCCCCCCCCCAAAGACGAUGGUGCCUCUCCUCCUCUUCUUUGCAGUUCUCCUGUCGCUCCAGCACAAUCAGAGACUCUGAUCUCCUCUCCACUUGGUGGGGGAACUGCCUUGUGCCUAAACCGAAUGGACAAAUGCAUUGUAACUACAAAACCUUAUUUAUUUGUGAUGGAGCUGUCAAGAUCCAUCCUGUGAAGGGAAACAUUGACACUCUGUUUAACGCUUGGUUGAGAUCCUGGUGUUGAGCAUUCCGAGAACGAAGCCACAAUGAUCCCCCCCUCCAAGCAUCUUAAAGAAGGGAGGAGGGCGGGUGCCAGCUCCCCUUGCUCUGGCCCUCAGACAAGUGUUUCCCGGGUAGGGGCCCUCUGGCGCACAGUCCCCGGCCUCUUGCCUCACAGGGAACCCCCCCCCCCUCUGCCUUUUGCCUUCUCCAGCGGCUUCUAAGGCUUGUACUGGGACCGAGAGGAAGCCCCUCUAGAGCGGCCCUGGAGCUGUAAGAACAAGCAGUGCACAACCUGGGUUGAAAUCUUGGCCUGGGAUGGGAGCAGUUCAAGAGGAGGAGCCAGGAGGCCCCGGUGCCUGGCUUCCCCCCUUCCUGGCCGCUUUCCCCUGUUGAGGGUGGAGCAGGGAGGGCCUCCCUCCGGGCAAUUCCUCCCCCUCUGAACUUCCAUGAAUGCUGUCUUCCACUGUGGCGGCCCAGCCCUCCUGAGCAAGCCUCUCCACCGGGAUUGGAGUGGCUCCCCCACCUUUGAGAGUGUUGUGGCUCUCACUGGUUUCCUCCCUACCAGGGGAGCCGGAUCUUUUGGAUGGUUCUUAGCACAGGCUGGUCUGUUCAGUAGCUGUCCCAACGUGACCCUGGGCAAGUCUCUGUGGCUCUGUUCUGCCCCCUUCUUGGGGUUCCCCAGUGGCCUUUGGCUCCUGGCUGGCGACUUCCUGGCUCGGUUGGGCUGUGCAGGAUGUGUGCUGUGCGCCCCAACGUUUCCCUUUGGGAAACCGAGAGAGAAGACGUUUGGCUUAUUUUUCACCGUAGGUAGUCUUUUAUACAAUAAUCUUGUAAGAAGUUUCCUGAAUUUUAAAUAUUACUCUUUCUAGAUUUUUGAAAUCAAAGGUUUUCAGUAAAAAAAUUCUUACUUUAUUUUACUAUAUUAGGUAGUAAGAAAUGUAGGGUUGUUUACCAUAACCUACCUGUUCAUUAAUAUCAAAAAUUUACAAUAGCAUUGUGAGAGCAUAGUAGGGUUCUAGCAUCCUGUGUAGUACCUUAUGGAGUAUUGUAAGAGCUAUUUGUCCGAGAUGAAUUGCUUCUCAUCUUGUUAUUCAAUUCCCAUAUGUUGGUUUAUUGGAAAUUUGUAUCUUGUGUCAAAUUUCAAGAUAUUACAGAUACACCUUUUUGACCAGCAACAAGCUCAACACUUUUUCUGUCUGUGUUGUCUAUCAGAAAACACUAUGUAUAUAACAUUUAUGUAGCAAUAAAUGUGCCAUCCUUUUGUAA